AUGGUAACUGAAAAUGGCAUCUGUUCGUGGUAUGGCGUGAACCUCGCGGGUGCCCUAACGGCCAGCGGCGAGAAGUUUGAUCCAAACGCUAUGACUGCCGCACACAAGACAUUGCCUUUUGGGACAAGAGUUAAAGUGAACUGUAAUGGGAGAAGUGUUACGGUCAGAAUCAACGAUAGGGGACCCUUUCAUGCCGGACGUAUCCUAGAUGUAAGCCAAGGGGCGGCCAGACAUCUCGGUAUUAUCAACGCGGGUCUCUGUCAGUGCUCAGUACACGGAGCCUGAACUCAAUAACAAUUGGUUUACAUUCUCUAUACAUAAGAAUGGCAACAAUUAUCG
Medioppia subpectinata is the source of this 339-nucleotide messenger RNA. NCBI's taxonomy places the organism in Eukaryota, Metazoa, Arthropoda, Arachnida, Sarcoptiformes, Oppiidae. The record is from the annotation of a GenBank genome assembly.